UUGUACAACUUCCCACAGCCCGUGAACGCGGCCUUUGCUCACCAGCAGCGGCCAUCCGCACGCAUGGAUCGGCUCUCAUUCACCGAGUGGCCGCUGCGCGAGAACAACAGGCUACCUCCCCGCGUCGCGUGAUGCUGCAGAUCAAUGGGACAAGGGCUUCAACCCCCCAUGAAUCUAACAAAGAGCCAUAAAAUCAACAUAACAUCCCCACGGAAUCCUAAUUCGGGGACAGACCGCAAAGACAGCACCUUUUUUUUGUCAUGUCAAUAUGAUUAUCUUUUAGUCCCGCACGGUUUCUAUAUAAAAAAAUUCACUCCAUUAGACAAUAUUCCCAAGUGUCCCGGUAAGGAAGCAGAUGUCCUUCUGUAUUCUGCUGUGAGUCAGCUAUGUGGGAUAAACCAUUGGACAUCACCAAAGGGGUUCGGUUCCGAUCCAGACCCACUGGCAGGGAGUCCUCUCUCCAGCAGCAGCUCCCCCGUGUCCUCAUGUGGCACCAGUGACCCCCCUGCUCUCCAGCAACAGCCACGUGGGGCCAACCCCCCGAAGCUGCGUCCCCGAGCGGCGCCAUGACCCCAUCGGACAGCGACGACGAAACGGCGAGUGACCUCUCCGGGUCCCAGGAGAUCCGGGAGCUCCAGGACCAGUACGCGAUGGACCCCGAGAGCAGCUUCAAGUCCAAAAGCCUGCCCGCGCUGAACGGACCGUGUCGGCCGGACGGGAAGGCCGCCGAGCAUCGACCGGCCAACGCCGCCCUCACCUCGGACUCCGGUCGGGAGGAGACUCCCUCCUCCACGACGGACUUCUCCCCCUCCGCCUCCAGCGUGGUGGGGCUCAGCACCUCCCUGCCCCUGGAGGGCCGCGGGGCCGCCGGCUGCGGGGGCGGGAAACUGGGCUUCUCCCUUACCCGCCUCAUCCGCGUCCCGGCCAGAAGGUACGCGCGGUUCGUCCUGCGGGACUCCCGCUGCUUCCUGUUCUGCAUGUGCUACCUGACCUUCAUUCAGUCGCUGAUGGUUUCGGGCUACCUGAGCAGCGUCAUCACCACCAUCGAGAAGCGCUACAGCCUGCGCAGCUCCGAGUCCGGCCUGCUGGUCAGCUGCUUCGACAUCGGCAGCUUGCUGGUGGUGGUCUUCAUCUCCUACUUCGGGGGCCGGGGCCAGAGGCCCCGCUGGUUGGCUGUCGGCGGCGUGGUCAUCGCCGUGGGGGCGGCGUUGUUUUCUCUACCGCACUUCAUCUCGCCGCCGUACCAGAUCCAGGAGAUGAACGCGUCGAUGGGCAACGAGGGCCUCUGCCAGAGCGGCAACGGCAGCGGCCGCGAGCCCGGCGCGGCGGCGGCGUGCCCCCGCGACCAGGAGGGCAACGAGCACGGCCUGUACGUGACUCUGUUCAUAUGCGCCCAGAUACUCGUGGGCAUGGGCUCCACGCCCAUCUACACCCUGGGGCCCACCUACCUGGACGACAACGUGAAGAAAGAAAAUGCAUCUCUCUACUUGGCCGUCAUGUACGUGAUGGGAGCCCUGGGACCUGCAGCCGGCUACCUGCUGGGAGGCGUCCUCAUCGGCUUCUACGUCGACCCAAAGACUGUGGUCAACAUCGAUCAGAGUGACCCCCGCUUUGUUGGCAACUGGUGGAGCGGCUUUCUCUUGUGCUCCGUUGCCAUGCUUCUGGUCAUCUUUCCCAUGUUCGCCUUCCCCAAAAAGCUGCCGCCGCGCCACAAAAAGAGGAAGAAGAAAAAGAUGGGCUCGCCCGGCGACGUGUCCAGCGACGACGAGGUGAUGAAGGAAAAGUCCAGCGGCAAAGACGAGAACGUCUCCUCCUCCAUCGGCUUUGGGAAGGACAUCAAAGACCUCCCCAAGGCAGCACUGAGGAUCCUCAGCAACAAGACCUUCCUGUUCGUCAGCCUGUCCUACACGGCGGAGUGCGCCAUCGUGACCGCCUUCAUCACCUUCAUCCCCAAGUUCAUCGAGUCACAGUUUGGAAUCCCCGCCUCCAACGCCAGCAUCUACACCGGUGUGAUCAUCGUACCCAGCGCCGGGGUGGGCAUCGUGCUCGGGGGCUACAUCAUCAAGAAGCUGAAGCUCGGCGCCAGAGAGUCGGCCAAGCUGGCCAUGAUCUGCAGCGGGGUGUCCCUGCUCUGCUUCUCCACCCUCUUCAUAGUGGGCUGCGAGAGCAUCAAUCUGGGAGGCAUCAACAUCCCGUACACCACCGGUCCGACCCUUACGAUGACCCACAGGAACCUGACGGGCAGUUGCAACGUGAACUGUGGCUGCCGGAUCCACGAGUACGCCCCGGUGUGCGGCUCUGACGGCAUCACCUACUUCAACCCCUGUCUGGCUGGAUGCAGCACCGGGGGCAACGACAGCACCGGGAUGAGGAACUACACAGACUGCGGCUGUGUGCAGAGCAGACAGGUCAUCACUCCGUCCUCGGGCGGCCAGGUCAACCAGCUCCAACUGGUCAUCGUUAAAACCUACCUGAACGAAAACGGCUACGCCGUCUCGGGGAAGUGUGACCGCACCUGCAACACCCUCAUCCCCUUCCUCAUCUUCCUCUUUAUAGUCACCCUCAUCACCGCGUGCGCCCAGCCCUCCGCCAUCAUCGUCACACUCAGGUCCGUCAAUGAGCAGGAGAGGCCUUUUGCUCUCGGGAUGCAGUUUGUCCUACUCCGAACUCUUGCCUACAUCCCCACGCCCAUCUACUUUGGCGCUGUGAUCGACACCACCUGCAUGCUGUGGCAGCAGGACUGCGGCGUGCACGGCUCCUGCUGGGAGUACGACGUCACCUCGUUCCGCUUCGUCUACUUCGGCCUGGCGGCCAGCCUGAAGUUUGUGGGCUUCAUCUUCAUCUUUCUCACCUGGUACUCCAUCAAGCACAAGGAGGACCGGGAGGAUCGCUGGCGCCAGCGCCUGCCCCCGCUGGGCACGGUCAGCGAGCUCAUCUGCCACGCCGGAGGCCACAAGAGCCACGCGCGCACCCGCUCCUGCCCCGUGUUCAUCCCGCCCAGGCCGGACCCGCCCGCCGCCCUGCUGCUCAACCGCGGCCACAGCAGCCUCAGCUGCCCCGGCAAUGCCCUCAAAGCAAUAACCCCGCCCGGCCAGCUGCCGCAUCACCACGGAGGAUCCGCCUGCGUCUGAGAGACCUCCAAGCGUCUCUUCCCCCCCCCGCCCCUCCCCGGGGGCCAUUGUGACACGUGCCUUCCCGACACACGCGGUCUGCUUUACACCGAUCGGGCUCCGCAGCUGCCGCAGGACACACGCGGGCGCGGCCGACAUAUUUAAAGGGCUGCUCACCGCUGCAUCGUCUGACAACUGACAACUGCUCUUUCAUUCCCGAGCGCGCCAUGAGCCGCAGCCGCACACGGCACCCGCCCAGAAGGUCAUGGCCGCCGCUCGAAGGUUUCGGAUGAUGCAAAGCCGCUUCACGGUGCUACUGAUAAAGGGCAGGGCAUUAAUAUCUCUGUAGGGACGAGCCUCAUCGAAGCCUCUAAAGCACAACUGACACAAACUGUACUAUGCAAGAUCCCACGUACAGCUCCCUCUGUAUUACAUCUGUACCUCUUUCUUAUUCCCGCGCACAAUUACGCCCUGUGAUCGUCGACUCAUUAGGUGAAUCUGUUUUUCCUUCCAGGCUGAGCUGUGGGCACAUCGGCAACCUCUCUAGUGUUUGAGCCUUUUUCCGCCUUUUUCUCUUUUCUGGUGGUGUGGGAUCAUAACAAUUGAAGAAGCGUUUUUUUUUUAUUUUCCUUCCUUUUUCUGUAACUGUGCCUCUCAGGCUGUCUCGGCCAGUCCAGUACACAAAGCUAGCUCCCAGGCUAAACGCUAGCUACCCAAUUGUCACUGUUCUCUCAGUUGAGUGACCAAGUUCUGCUUUGUUGCCCCCCGGCAACGUCUUUGGGAACAGUCGUCACUGAGCUGCACCCGUCGGACAAAGCUCCUCGCCUUUGCAAAGUAACCAUGUAGCUUAAAGCUGACGAGCACCAGUGGCGCAGUGUUUAUUGGCUUCUAUGAAAUCUCUAUUUCAUCUGACACCACUUCUCUUAUAAGGUGUGGUAAUUAGCCACGUGGCAUAAAGGAAUAACAAAGGUGACUCAUCUCUGACUGUGUGCUGAUGCUACUGUAACGAUGUGAUUGUACUUGAAACUGGAGAUUUUGUAGAAUUUGGCAAAACAAAUCGACAAAUUUGACCCACAAUUCGCAACUUCUUCAAAGUUGAAUUAUUUGUAUCAUAUCGAUCUGCAAAAAAAAUAAAAAAUGGAUGCGUCAUUUUGGCUUUACAUUGAAACGGCGUCUCCAUGCUAAUGGUCAUCAAAUGUACAUAGCAGGUAUCUUGUAGUUUAGGCUUUUAGGAAAGUAGUGAGGAUGUGAAACAAAGCGACCCCAACGUGAGAUGUUGACUAUUGGGUUCCUGGGUGUUUAGGGCCCUCUAGUGGACAAAGGGGGGAUUGUGCUACAGCCAGUGAUCGCUGCUGUUUCUCACUGUACUAUGGAAUUCUUGGUUAAAAGGUUACUAUUAAACUAUUAAAGUUAUUGCACUGAAAUGUACCACACCAGAUUGACAUAUAAGAUAAUUUGCACCUUCUGCAGCUUGAGAUAAUUUGGUCUGCUAAUUGGUGGUAAUGUCUACAACAUUAGCUUUAACCAAUGCUAUGUUUUACUCAAAUGGUUCUACUUUUCUUUUAAUUUGGACUUAUUUUCUUAGAUAGUGCUUUAAUAUUUACUGCAUUAGUAUGAUUUAAAAAAGAUUUAUACGGAAAUAAAAGAAAAAAAGUUGUAUAAACUAUAAAUUGGUUAGAUUUAAGUUUUAGCUAUUAAAUAUUUCAACACUAAGCAGUGACUAUAUUUUAAAAGUAAACAUUUUGGGCCAAGGUUCACGGUAUUCUGCCAGGUAAAGAUUAUCUAGUGUAACGGCAGUGACUUAAGUAUUUCAGUAUUGUGAUGUAGCGCCUCAAAUGACAUAUUCGUAAGUGAUCAUUGUGUAAAUAUUGACCAAUCAAAUGAGUAUUAUAGAGCUUACAGAUAGUUAAACACAUAUUUAUAAACUUACCCAUGAUAUCGUAGUUGAAAUGAAAAGAAAAAACAAAACUGAAAGCUACAAAACGGAGGACUAGUCCCGUUGUGCCUGAACUGUGUCAUUCACGUGGGAAGGGUUGAGUUCAUUGUGCGUUUAUCACCGCUUCAAAAACGGAAAACCAAUGUGGAAGUAUUGAUCAGGUCCUCUAGAGCGCCUAAUGUGAUCCGAAGUCAUCUUACAACGAAGUAUUUAUCACGUUCCGUUGUGGCCGCUUAUCAAAUGGUGUUCAGAUAAAAUACUAAACGAAAAAGAUAUUUCCAAUUCUCCUGUACUUACUGAACCUUUGUAACUCUUCAGAACGUACGCAGGGAGAAUCAUUGACACCGUUGUUCUCCACGCCUACUUCUUAGCAUCCAGUGUCCUGCUGGUUACAUGCCGGGUCUACUACUGACGCACAUGACUUGGUUGACUGUAGAUGUUCUUUUAACACUUCUUCCCCCUUUCAUCAAUAUUUGAACCGAAAGUGAAUUUCUGGGAAAGAACAGAAGCUCUACUCAGCAGCUGAUGUCUGAACUUUUGGGUUUCCAAAUGCCUUGAAUACUUAAUGUCAUUAAAAAAAAAGUAAUGGUAUAAAAUGA
Messenger RNA from Gasterosteus aculeatus aculeatus (three-spined stickleback), 5645 nucleotides. RefSeq names its product solute carrier organic anion transporter family member 5A1 (gene slco5a1). Gene Ontology annotation, biological process: transmembrane transport; sodium-independent organic anion transport. The record is from RefSeq and is a predicted model, not a curated record. Lineage: Eukaryota; Metazoa; Chordata; Actinopteri; Perciformes; Gasterosteidae. Gene Ontology annotation, molecular function: protein binding. Gene Ontology annotation, cellular component: basolateral plasma membrane.